Molecule: messenger RNA, 651 nt
Organism: Phytophthora infestans T30-4
Lineage: Eukaryota; Oomycota; Peronosporomycetes; Peronosporales; Peronosporaceae
Exons: 4
Coding region: 1-651 (216 amino acids)
Source: RefSeq, a predicted model, not a curated record
AUGAGAAGACCGAGUGUGUCGCUUAUGGUGCUGCACGGUACAGUGGAUGGCACGCUAGACGACUCGAUGUUUGGUGCAUUUGCAGCCUCCGACGAAGCGUGGAAGUGGCGCAGCUCUCACGUCAAUGAUCGUCUUGUUGAUGCUCGUAUCCUAUCGACUAUCAGAGGUCCGACCCAGAAUGACCCAUUUCUCUUUUUGGGUAUCAAGUGGUUUACCAAGGAACACCCGACUGUGUUGACGGGAAUUCUUCAGCGUCGAGACUUUCUCAUUAUGGAGGCAACUGGGCUCACAACUGAUUCCAAAGGCGAGAGAAUUGGGUAUUUUCUGAUGCACUCGGUGCCAAUUCUGCGGGGCGAAUUGAGUUUCUGCUUUAUUCUGCGCCAAAAUGGGCCCAGCAAAGUCGAGUUGUAUUGCCGUGGAUUCAGCGAUCCUCACGGAGAGAUGAUGGAGCGACUAUCCGUUGCAAUUGCCUCGGAAGCUCUCAUCUGCGCAGCUGGGGUCGUCACUAUGCGUACAUUUACGCUUCUUGGCAAAGGUUGCGCCUGUCAGAGCUGCCGCCGCGUGAUUUGCACACGGUGUAGCGUGGUCAAGAAGAUGACGGUGGAUGUAUCGGACACUGGCACAGUCAAGCAAAAUCGGCUUGGGAAAUAG